UUCUUUUUUUUUUUUUUUGAGUCGAUUGUAAUAUAUUAUUAAUAAAAUAAUGACUACAGCUAUUCCUUUCCCUUUACGUGAACCUCAAAUCAAAGAUGACGAAAAACCAAAGCCUUUUCAACCUAAUCUUAAUAUUAGAUUAAUCUGUCCUGACUGUAGAGUUGAUCCUCCACAAAUUGUAGAAGAAUUCGCCUCAGGUGAUCUUGUUUGUGGUGAUUGUGGUUUAGUGCUUGGCGAUCGUAUCAUUGAUACUAGAUCUGAAUGGAGAACGUUUGCCAAUGAUGAAGGCGAUGAUCCUUCUCGUGUUGGUGCUGCAGCAAAUCCAUUACUUGAUGGUAAUCAAUUAGAUACAGUGAUAUCCAGGAGAGAUGGUGGAACAGGAGCUGCGAAAGACUUGAAUAAAGUUCAUGGUCGUGCCACUGCAGUUAAAGGCGAACGUAAUCUUGUUCAAGCCUAUAAGGAGAUUAGUGCUAUGUGUGAUUCAAUUUCAUUGUCAAAGAUUGUGAGUGAUACAGCUAAGCAACUCUAUAAACGAGUGGAAGAUGAGAAAUUAUUACGUGGUAAAUCGAGCGAUGCCAUCAUUGCUGCUUGUAUCUUUAUUGCCUGUCGUCAAGAAAAAGUAGGUCGUACAUUUCGUGAAAUUUGUGCAUUAACACGCGUCCCAAAGAAAGAAAUUGGUCGUUGUUACAAGUCACUACAAGCCAAAUUACAAACGAAUACAUCGAUUAUGAAUUCUGAAGACCUUAUGCUUCGUUUCUGUUCAAAUCUUCAAUUACCAAAUUAUGUACAAAAGGCUGGUAUUGAUUUAGUGAAACAUGCUAAAGAACAUGGCACACUUGCUGGCAAGUCACCUAUUUCUGUAGCAGCGGCUUGUAUCUAUCUUGUCUCUUAUCUUUAUCGUCAACCUAAAUCGACUCGUGAUAUUGCUCAUGUUGCAGGUGUAUCUGAAGUCACCAUUAAAAGUGCUUAUAAAUCCCUUUACGCUGAGCGCUUUAACUUGGUUCAUCUUGAAGAGUUAAAGUCAAGACCUAAUGGUGAAGGUUUAAGUUUUGAAGAUCUUCCUUUACCUUAAACACUUUCUCCUUUCUUACACACACACACACACACACACACACACACACACACACCCUUAAAUAUAUAUAUAUAUAUAUAUGUGUAUACACAUAUACACAUAUAUAUUUAUACUUGCAUAUAAUACAUA
This is a messenger RNA of Cokeromyces recurvatus, 1201 nucleotides long. Its product is annotated as cyclin-like protein. Gene Ontology annotation, cellular component: transcription preinitiation complex; nucleus. Gene Ontology annotation, biological process: transcription preinitiation complex assembly; transcription initiation at RNA polymerase II promoter. The coding region runs from base 50 to 1072 and encodes 340 amino acids. NCBI's taxonomy places the organism in Eukaryota, Fungi, Mucoromycota, Mucoromycetes, Mucorales, Mucoraceae. The record is from RefSeq and is a predicted model, not a curated record. The transcript is spliced from 2 exons. Gene Ontology annotation, molecular function: RNA polymerase II general transcription initiation factor activity; TBP-class protein binding.